This is a messenger RNA of Triticum turgidum subsp. durum (durum wheat), 1377 nucleotides long. NCBI's taxonomy places the organism in Eukaryota, Viridiplantae, Streptophyta, Magnoliopsida, Poales, Poaceae. The record is from the annotation of a GenBank genome assembly.
AUGGCACGUGACUCGUCCUCCUCCCGCCUCCGCGUCGUCGACACCGCCGUCGUCACACCGUCCGGCCCGCCGCUGCCGCCGUCCUCCCUCCCGCUCACCUUCCUGGACCUGCAGUGGAUCCAUUCCCCGCCCGUCGAGCGCAUCUUCUUCUACCACAUCGGCGCCGCCCAUGCCGACCUCGUCGUCUCCAGCCUCAAGGCCUCGCUCUCCACGGCCCUCCGCGCUUUCUUCCCGCUUGCCGGCCGCCUCCGCGCCACCACCGCCAACGGCCGCCCCGACAUCUUCUACGAGCCCGGGGACGGCGUCACCUUCACAGUCGCCGAGUACGACGCCGACCUCAGCGACCUCGCAUCCGACCAUCACCCCAGGCAGGUCGCUGAGCUCGUCCAGCUCGUUCCGCGCCUACGGCACGCCGACGCCGACGGAGGCGCUGCGCUUCUCUCCGUGCAGGCCACCGUGCUGCUGCCGCGGGGUGACCUCGCGCUCGGCGUGACCGUGAACCACGCCGCCUGCGACGGCGCGGGCUCCACCAGCUUCCUCCACACCUGGGCGGCCUCCUGCGCCGGACCGGACAGGCCGCUCCCGCUGGCUCCUGUCAUCGACCGGACGCUCAUCACUGAACCGGCAGGCCUCUACGAACACUACACGAACAACCUGAUGAGCGCCGACGAGAUCGAGUUCGUCAAGAUGUCGCCGGACCAGCUCCUCGCCACGUUCACUCUGUCCAGGGAGCACCUGCAGGGCGUCAAGGACGCCGUGGCCAGCGAGGCCGCGCGGCGUGGCCAGACGCCGCCAAGGUGCUCGACGCUCGUCGCCGCCUUAGGCUUCGUCUGGUCGUGCUACCGCCGAGCCAAAGCAGAGACCGGUGACGGCGCUGCGGAUCCCGAAUCACCAACAUACUUCAUCGUCCCCGUGGACUACCGGCAGUUGAUGAAGCCGCCUGUGCCGGCGACGUACCUGGGCAACUGCAUCGGCCCGGCCAUCGGCGCAGCGGCCAAGGGGGAGCUCGCCUCGGCCGGCGCCGAUGGGCUCUUCACGGCGUGCGCGGCGAUAGCGGCGGGCAUCGAGAAGGCGGUGGCGUCUCCAGAGUGGGAGACGAUGGUGGAGCGCGUCAAGGAGGCGGGGGCGCGCGGCGUGCUGUCCGUGGCCGGGUCGCCAAGGCUCCGUGUGUACGACGUCGACUUCGGGUUCGGCCCCCCGGCGAAGGUGGAGAUCGUGUCCGUGGCGAGGACCGGUGCCAUGGCGGUGGCGGAGAGUCGCGGAGGAGGCAUGGAGGUGGGCAUGUCGCUGCCGCCGGCAGGCAUGGCGACGUUCCGGAGGUGCUUCGCCGAUGCCGUCGCGUGGCUCUCGUCGUCGCGCAGUACGGACACUCGUUGA